Emericellopsis atlantica is the source of this 573-nucleotide messenger RNA. RefSeq names its product HIT-like domain-containing protein. The transcript has a single exon. Bases 1 to 573 code for a protein of 190 amino acids. Lineage: Eukaryota; Fungi; Ascomycota; Sordariomycetes; Hypocreales; Bionectriaceae. The record is from RefSeq and is a predicted model, not a curated record. Gene Ontology annotation, molecular function: catalytic activity.
AUGUUCUCCCCGACGACCAACAUUGGCGCGCAGCCCAUCAAAUUCGGCCCCUUUGAGGUGACGAAUCAAGUCUUCCUCAAAACUGAUCAUUCUUUUGCCGUUGUCAAUCUAAAACCUCUGCUACCGGGCCACAUCCUUGUCUGUCCACUGCAGCCGCAUCGUCGCCUGGCAGACCUCACACCAGCCGAGACAGGCGAUCUCUUCACGACGGCCCAACUGACACAGAAGCUGUUGGGAAGGGCGUACUUCCCCGCGCCCCACGAUGCUACGGCAGGGAGCUUCACGGUGGCCGUGCAGGACGGCCCUGAGUCGGGGCAGACAGUGCCGCAUGUCCAUGUGCACGUGAUACCAAGGACAAAGGGGGACAUGGAGCAGCCCGAUGAGAUUUACGGCGGCUUGGCGAGUGAGGAUGGCAAUGUUGGCGGUGCGCUGUGGGAUAAGAUGCAAAGACCGAAGCCAGGAGGCAGCAUGCCCAAGAUCGAAGAUGCCGAUCGCAAGGCGAGGACGGAGGAGGUGAUGAUGGAGGAAGCUGAAGGCUUCAAGGCGAAGUUGCGGGAGAUGGGCAUCGAAUAG